AUGCUGUUCGCGUUGCAAGGUCAUGCAAAUCUGUUAAAAAAUAUCCUCUUUGAUCUCUCUUCCAUUAGUUUUUGUGGUGAAAUGGAUCUUGUUGAUAUUUUAUAUGUACUUUUUGGAAACAAAGUAAAUUAUAAAGAUCUUGAUUGUGUGCCCAACACUGAAGCUUGGGUGCUUUCUUUAUACCAGUCUUCCUUACCUCCAAUUAAUGUUCCAUUUUUGCUUACUAUUUAUUCGACUAUUAAACCGCCAUAA
Molecule: messenger RNA, 252 nt
Organism: Echinococcus granulosus
Lineage: Eukaryota; Metazoa; Platyhelminthes; Cestoda; Cyclophyllidea; Taeniidae
Exons: 1
Coding region: 1-252 (83 amino acids)
Source: RefSeq, a predicted model, not a curated record